This is a messenger RNA of Malania oleifera, 465 nucleotides long. RefSeq lists its product as uncharacterized. The transcript is spliced from 2 exons. The record is from RefSeq and is a predicted model, not a curated record. Bases 1 to 465 code for a protein of 154 amino acids. NCBI's taxonomy places the organism in Eukaryota, Viridiplantae, Streptophyta, Magnoliopsida, Santalales, Ximeniaceae.
AUGGUCACUGUUCGCACUGUCCUCGCUCUUGCUGUUGUCCAUAAUUGGCACCUUUUUCAGAUUGAUGUUAAUAAUGCCUUUCUACAUGGCAACAACUUGGAACAGAUCAAUGGGCUUAAGAAAUACUUCGGAGAAUGCUUCAAACUGAAGGAUCUUUGGUCUCUUGAAAUACUUUCUAGGAAUAGAGGUGGCUCGCUCCAAAAUUGGAAUUUCCUAUCACAGAGGAAAUAUGCCUUGGAGAUACUUGAGGAGGCUGGUUUCCUUGGGGCAAAACCGUGUAAUCUACCAAUGGAACCAAACCUGGCACUUAGUGAGAUGGAUGGAGAACUUAUCUCAGAUCCAUCUUCAUAUCGAAGACUGGUUGGAAAACUGAUAUAUUUGACUAUCACUAGACCAGAUUUGGCAUAUGAGGUGCACACAUUGAGCAAUUCAUGGAUAAGCCUUGAACUGCCCACUUGGAUGUAG